UUGUGCCGCGCAAAAUUAGACCGAAUUACAAAAUCCGGUCGGACCAUCCUCUCCACAUAUCAUCUUUACUAGUUGUAUUCACCAAUAAAUAGAUGAAAAUACUUAGACUGAUAGUGCCUAAGAUACUGACACAUGGGGCCAUACGGAAUGUGCGAAAUUCCAGUUCAAAGACCUUGUUUAAUGGUGCCAGAAAUUACUUUUUAUCAUUUGGAAAGCCCGAUGUCAUCGCUGAUGAUGAAGAUAUAGAAAUCCCUUACAUUCAAUAUCCAGUAGUGACUCGAGAACAGAUGCGGAAGGUGAUUCGAAAUGAUAAGUUUAAAUUCGACUUUGCCUAUUCAUCAUUUGCUUAUCACAGUAUAAGUUCUCUCCCAUUAAUUCAUUCACUAUCUGAUUUAACAGAACCAACUCAACUUACAUCUUUAUUACCAAGAAGACGACCUCAUGGUUCACCAUCUGAUACUCUUUCUAUUCGGGCAGGUGAUGAUACUAUGUUGGUGUCUCCUACCAUUUUAGCCGUGGCCGAUGGAGUGUCGGGAUGGGAAGAUAAGGAAGGAGAAGAUCAAUGUUCUUCAGGAAUCUGGUCUCGAUCGAUGGUAGAAACCUUUUCACGACUCAUGACUGAGUAUCGGAUAAGUCAUUCACCGCAUCUACUUAAGAGACGAGACAUUAAUCAAAUCUUGGAUGAUUCAUUCUUACACACUCUGCAUCUUAUGGAUCUUCAGAAUCUUCAAGGUUCUUCGACUCUCAUAUUGGGGAUGCUUAGUGGAGAAUACUUACAAAUGAUCAGUAUAGGAGAUUCCAAACUUUAUGUGGUUAGAGAUGGAGAAGUGGUUAUGACCAAUGAAGUACAAAUGGUAUCUGAAUUAUGUCCACAACAGAUUGGAACUCAGACAUUAACUAUCUUACCAUCUUCUGCAGCAUGGGUUAAAUCUUUUAAACUUAAAGAAAAUGAUAUCAUCUUAGUAUGUUCGGAUGGACUUUCCGAUAACUUAUAUGAUUGGGAGAUUGUACAUUAUUUGGAUGAAUUCUUAAACAUUAAGAAAGAUAGUCUUAGUAGUGCAGCCAAUAAAUUACUCCUCAAGGCUAAAGAAGUUGCCUUUGAUGAUUUUGCAUAUACUCCAUAUAAUGAGAAGGUUAAUGCUUUACCCCAUGAAAAGUAUGGGAAUAAUUCGAGUGUGGGAGGGAAGUUGGAUGACAUCUCUAUCUGUUUGGGGCGAGUCAAGUUGAAUAAGAAUGAAGUAGUAGUGAAGUAGUAGUAGUAGUUAUACUUUAUACACUAUAUAGUAAUACAAUUAAUACAGAAU
Messenger RNA from Scheffersomyces amazonensis, 1304 nucleotides. It is a transcript of the gene PTC8, whose product is annotated as Ptc8p. Lineage: Eukaryota; Fungi; Ascomycota; Pichiomycetes; Serinales; Debaryomycetaceae. Gene Ontology annotation, molecular function: protein serine/threonine phosphatase activity. Gene Ontology annotation, biological process: protein dephosphorylation. Bases 93 to 1253 code for a protein of 386 amino acids. The record is from RefSeq and is a predicted model, not a curated record. The transcript has a single exon.